CCCGAGCCCCUUCUCCACCACCGCCAUUUUGCGGGGGUGCAAACCGAGCAGUUACAUCUCUUCAAUUCAUGACUGUGUGGCUACUGCGUCACCCCGCAACGAUGAUAUGCCGAAGCACGCGGGCGAUCAGUUCCCCGACCGCGGGCGCUUUCCGUCCAUACAACGGCGGUAUAUAUCUCAGCCAAAUCCAUAUCUUCGCCCAUUCAAUCCCUUGCGUGUAUCUUCCUUGUGCAGGACCUUCUACUCUAGGCAUUUCCAAUUUCCAUUGACCGCCAUUGUUUAAGUGGUGAAACAUAGCACAAUAUCGGCUCAACUGCAGGCUUCCAUAGCAUCCUACUACCUCCAUCGGACAAGAUGGCGAGGGAGAGGCAGUUGUCUGCACAGCAGAUUUCUGAGCACAAGACGCCCGACGACUGCUGGAUUGUGGUAGACAACCAGGUGUGGGAUGUGACGGAUUUCUUGGAAGAGCAUCCGGGAGGAUCGUCAAUUAUCCUGAAGUACGCCGGACGCGAUGCCACCAAAGCAUACUCUGAAGUUCAUGCUCCCAGUGUCAUCAAGUCACACCUAUCACCAGAGCGAAAUAUGGGAGUGCUGGAUGUAGCGACAAUUAAUGAGGACUGGUUGAAGCAACCGCCCACUCAGAACCCGCCCUUGCUUCUGGAGAAUGAAAAGCCACCGCUAGAUACCUUGAUCAAUUCCCACGACUUCGAAUUGGUAGCAUCAAAAACUGCCAGUAAGAAAACAUGGGCGUUCUAUUCCAGUGCUUCAACAGACCUGAUUACGAGGGAUGCGAACAAGCUGUGCUUUGAUCGUAUAUGGCUCCGACCGAGAAUCCUAAAGAAUGUGCGAUCAGUCGACACGAAGACCAAGCUGCUUGGCGUCAAUACCGAGCUUCCGCUCUUCGUUAGCCCAGCAGCAAUGGCGAAGCUCAUCCAUCCAGACGGCGAGUUGGGAAUUGCUAAAGCUUGUGAGAACAAAGGCAUUUUCCAAGGGGUCUCCAAUAAUUCCUCCUAUCCCCUCGAUGAGCUGCGCAGUGCUGCACCAUCGGUAAAUAUGUUCUUUCAGCUAUACGUGAACCGCGAUCGUGCAAAGUCCGCUGCUCUCCUUCGCCAAUGCUCCGCCAAUCCCAACGUCAAAGGUAUCUUCAUCACGGUGGAUGCCGCCUGGCCUGGGAAGCGGGAAGCAGAUGAGCGUGUAAAAGCCGACGAAACACUAUCGGUCCCAAUGGCGCCAUCCAAAGCAAAGAAUGACAAGAAAGGUGGCGGUCUGGGACGAGUAAUGGCAGGAUUCAUUGAUGCCGGACUGACCUGGGAGGAUAUGGCGUGGGUGCGACAGCAUACACAUUUGCCCGUAUGCCUGAAAGGUGUGAUGUCCGCUGAUGAUGCGAUCCUUGCCAUGGAAGCCGGGCUCGACGGCAUCCUGUUGAGCAACCAUGGCGGGCGGAAUCUCGAUACCAGCCCACCUUCCAUUGUCACUCUAUUGGAGCUACACAAGCGGUGCCCGGAGAUUUUCGAUCGGAUGGAGAUUUACGUCGAUGGUGGUAUUCGGCGGGGAACAGACAUUCUCAAAGCAGUGUGUCUGGGCGCAACAGCGGUUGGAAUGGGACGCAGCAUGCUGUUUGCAACUAACUAUGGACAGGAGGGUGUAGAACAUUUGAUUGACAUCAUGAGAGACGAGCUCGAGACAGCCAUGCGCAAUGUAGGAAUUACUAGCCUCGACGAGGCUGGUCCCCACCUAGUCAACACAGGUGAUAUAGAUCACCUGGUCCCCAACUCAGCCACCCAUCCCUACGCACGAAUGGUAGCUAAAGGACGACGUCCCACUGGACCGAAGCUAUGAUAUGAAUGAUGAGAGUUAGCUAUAAGGUCUUAGACAGUUUGGUAAAUACAGAAACGCAUCCUCACCGCUUAGAUAGUCGCAAAAUAUCCCCAUCUUAAGCCGCGGACGUGAGGAUCUCUGAUUGGGUAGACUCAAGACUCCUUGAGCACCAUUCUGCGUAUCACUACGAAACAAGCUAAACAAUUGCAUGGAUUCAAGUGGUACUGACAUAGAAGGGCUAAGUUCAUUGCCAGUAGUACCUGAAAUGUCGGCAAUUAAACAAGUUGAG
Molecule: messenger RNA, 2107 nt
Organism: Aspergillus neoniger CBS 115656
Lineage: Eukaryota; Fungi; Ascomycota; Eurotiomycetes; Eurotiales; Aspergillaceae
Product: FMN-dependent alpha-hydroxy acid dehydrogenase
Exons: 4
Coding region: 355-1839 (494 amino acids)
Molecular function (GO): oxidoreductase activity; heme binding
Source: RefSeq, a predicted model, not a curated record